Messenger RNA from Neoarthrinium moseri, 726 nucleotides. RefSeq lists its product as uncharacterized. Gene Ontology annotation, molecular function: acyltransferase activity, transferring groups other than amino-acyl groups. Bases 1 to 726 code for a protein of 241 amino acids. The record is from RefSeq and is a predicted model, not a curated record. The transcript is spliced from 2 exons. NCBI's taxonomy places the organism in Eukaryota, Fungi, Ascomycota, Sordariomycetes, Amphisphaeriales, Apiosporaceae.
AUGACUUUAAAACUUCUCGAAAUUGACCCGGAGACCGACUUCCCUGAUAUUUCCAGGUGUAUGUUCGAAUCACAUGAAACGCCUGUUCAGCCAUUUUUCCAAGCCUUCUUCCCUACUCAUGGACAUGGAGAUCAGGCUCGCGAAGAUGCCAUAGCUGAAGGCGCGGCCCGUCUACGUUCAUGGCACACCGAGGACCCUACAAGCUACUGGCAGAAAGUAGUCGACACUAGCACAGGUCAGAUCGCUGGUGCGGCGCUUUGGAACAUUUGUAAAGAAGACCCAUUUGCUGAGGAACACCAAAUGGAAGUAACCUGGUUCCCAAAUGACAAAUCGCGUCAUUUUGUCGAGCAGUUCCUUCAGAUUUAUGAAGAACCAAGAGCUCGCGUAGGCCGGCGACCCCAAGUCUACCUAUUUAUUCUUUUCACUCACCCAAAUUACCGCCGCCAAGGCGCCGCCCAGCAAUGCUUGAACUGGGGCAUGAAUAAAGCCGAUGAGAUGGGUGUUGAAAUGUUCUUGGACUCAACACCAGUUGGGAAACCCUUAUAUGAGGCGAACAAGUUUCACGUUAUCGAAAAGACUGUCAUCAUUCCUCAGGUAGACAACCCAGACGAAAAGUGGAAGGAAGCCGAAGAGAAGAUUGGCCACUCAACUUGGUGGCUCAUGUGGAGACCGGUACGAGGGCACUAUGAAGAGGGCGUAACUAUGAAACCAUGGGAGAAAAAUUAA